AUGUACGAAUAUAAUAUUUUGUUGUCAACAAGAUUUCCGCAAAAGUUAUGGAAGAUAAUAAACGAAUGUCAAACGGGUUCAAUACGAUGGAGUUUAAAUGGUACGACAAUUUUAUUAGAUUAUAAAAAAUUUCAUGAAGAAUAUUUGAGCCCACCGCAAUCAAUUUUCAAAACUAAUAAUAUCUCGAGCUUUAUACGUCAAUUAAACCUUUACGGGUUUCGAAAAGUGACAUCACAUAAUCGUGAUCCAUCAUGUAAUUCACGUAAUCCUGAUAUUCAUGAAUUUUUGCACGACAAUUUUAAUCGUAGUCGUGCGGAUCUUUUGAGUAAAGUUUGUCGUAAAACUUCGGGGAAAUUAAAUAAACGCAUUGAACGAGCUGAAGCUAAAAAUUUUCCAAGGAAUGACGUAAUCAAUAAAUCAAGAACGCAAGGAAUGUCCCGAUUACAAAUGUGCCAGCUUGCUCUUAAAAAAGCGUUGGAACAAGCGAUUGCAGAUUAUCGACGCAAAAAAUAUCAAGAAUUGAAAGAAAUCGUACCCGAAAAUCAUCAAGAUCAUCUAUGA
Cotesia congregata is the source of this 561-nucleotide messenger RNA. The record is from the annotation of a GenBank genome assembly. Lineage: Eukaryota; Metazoa; Arthropoda; Insecta; Hymenoptera; Braconidae.